AUGAAUAUGGUAAAUAACGAAUAUUUAGCAAGAUGUGCCCAUUGCGAUUUCAUUUCGUAUGCAAGCAAAGUAAAAGAACAUAUAAAGGUAGCACAUGUCGAUCCACGUAAUUUCGAACCUGAAAUUAAUUCCAAAGAAACAGUCAUGUAUGAGGAGAACACCGUGGAAGAACAGGAAAGUAUUCUUGAAGAAGUGGAAAAUAUUCCACCUUCUGAUUCUACAACCAAACAAAACAACAGUCAUCAGUGGAAUGACCCAGAAGUAAAACUUCUGAUUUCCUUAUAUGAAGAAAAUCGACAAAAUUUUGAAGGAACCAAAAUGACCAAUCGGAGUGUCUGGCAAAGAAUAGCAAACAGUAUGACAGAAGCAGGUUAUCCCGUAACAUGGGAACAAUGUGAUAACAAAUUUAAAAAUUUAAAAAAGUCUUAUAAGAAAGUGAUCGAUAAUAACAACAAAACAGGAAGAGGUCGGAUCCAUUUUAAAUACUUUGAUUUAUUAGACCAUGUUCUAAGUGCAAAUCCGAAUAUACAUCCUGUAGCAGAAUGUAACACGUUGAUUUUGAAUGAUCGGGAACAAGAUCUGCAGUCACCUAGCACUAGUAGUGCUUGUGAAACUCCUCAUAACAAUGAAAUGCCACAAAGGAAUAAGAAGCGACGACAACAGCAUUCAGAUGAGGAGCCUAUGUGGUUUAAAACAUAUAAAGACGUCGAAAAACGACACAGAGAAAAAAUGCAGAUGCAGGAUCGCUUCAUUUCCGUAAUCGACAAAUUUUUAAAUCGUUAAAUUAGAUAUGUUAAUACUUACAUAGAAUUUUCAUUUUAUUUUGUAAUGGAAACAAAAUAGUUGGGAAUUAAACAUUUUAUUUGUUCUUA
Messenger RNA from Photinus pyralis (common eastern firefly), 872 nucleotides. RefSeq lists its product as uncharacterized. The transcript has 2 exons. The record is from RefSeq and is a predicted model, not a curated record. The coding region runs from base 1 to 783 and encodes 260 amino acids. Lineage: Eukaryota; Metazoa; Arthropoda; Insecta; Coleoptera; Lampyridae.